AUGGCAAGUGGGCACUUAGAUUUACAUGUAAUUGGUCACACAAAUGCCAUAGAGCUGUGGAGGAGACUGCUUGGUCCCACAAAAGUAUAUAAAGCACAAUUCCAACAGCCUUUCAGUUUGAGGGGAAUGUUUGGUAUUUCCGAUACAAGGAAUGUUGCUCAUGGAUCAGAUUCAGUCAGAUCUGCAGAGAGGGAGAUCAAAUUCUUUUUUCCAGAUUUCUCAUUCUAUGAUUGGCAUAAUAAUGAUGAAAUGCUAUAUAGAAAAGGCCCUAUAAUAUUCAAUCAUCAUUUAUUUCAACAUGUUAGAAAACUU
Iphiclides podalirius (scarce swallowtail) is the source of this 312-nucleotide messenger RNA. NCBI's taxonomy places the organism in Eukaryota, Metazoa, Arthropoda, Insecta, Lepidoptera, Papilionidae. The record is from the annotation of a GenBank genome assembly.